CAUGACGUUUCUUGGCAAAUAGCUGCGAAGUGGAAGCGAAGUGCCUUCCAUUUUGUCGACUACGCCCGCAAACGGCCGCACUAGCGUUGGCGCCUCGCUGGACACAUGUUUACGUCAAACGAUUCUGAAAGAUGGGAGGCUAAAGACUUUACUGCUGGGCGUACGCCAUAAUGCCACAUUUCGACUGCAGCUCCAUAUCGCUCUCCACGCACGGCCACGACGGCUUGGCUGCUGCAAGCACUCGCGCUGCCCGCAUCUUGCAAUGGGCAUGUCGUUGCAUUCUUAAGAACAUCUCCCCAGGGGUGCGGUCGCUUGGCAUGGGGAGAGGUACUUGUAGGGCAGGUGGAUGGGUGCGGGGCUCCCCACGAAGGGACCAAUCCUUCCGACAUUCAUCAUUCUGCCUGAAUACGCUCUUAUUCCCAUCAUGAUUAUUGUUUCUACACACUAACUAUACAUCAAAGUCGCCCCGUUGAUUAACUUCACGGCUUUGACGGCGUUGACCCACGGUUCGCACCGUGCACCUGUGGUCCCUGACACUUCACCAGGGUCCCCGUCUUCCGCUGGACGUUGUCAUUGCGAUAUGGAGGCAUCAGCGGCGGCAUGCGGUGGCAGGCUGCUAGGCAGCAGAGGCGGGGCGGCGCCGCAGACAGCAGCAGCAGGGCCGCGGCGCCCUGUCGCCGCCGCGGCGGCGGGCCCUGCGGCCGCGGCGGCGGCUGUCCCGACAUCCGUUUCGGCGCGGGGCGACUUGCGCGGCGGCUGUAGCAGCCGUGGCAUCAGUAGGCUUGUUAGCAGCAGCGGCCUAGGCAGCAGCAGUAGCAGCAGCAGCAGCAGCAGUGGAGUCUCUGGGGGCCGGCGGCUCGGUUCGCAGCGGCAGCAGUGGGGCCGUGACCCGCGGCGGGUGUGGGUUUCGGCGGCUGCCACGCCGCCGCCUGGGGGCAGCAGCAGCAGCACCGGCGGCAGCAGCAGCAGCAGCCCCUCAGACCCCUCCUCCUCCGCAGCCGACCACGUGGGCGGCAGCAGCAGCAGUAGUGGCAGUAGCCUCGGCGCCGCUGCCGGUUCCGGCAGCAGUGGCCCGCGCAGCAGUAACAGUAGCAGUAGCAGUAGCAGUAGCAGCAGCAGCAGCAGCAGUAGCAGCGGCAGCAGCCCGCCUCCGCACAGGGCGCUUGGCAGUAGCGGGUAUGGUCACUACCUCGGCAGUAGCAGUGUGUUGGCGAGCAUGGAGGGGACGGAGGCGGCGGCGCUCGUGGCUUUCCACAUCCCCCGUGGCCCGCUGCUGUGCCACGACAACUUCGGCGGCGGCUUUGUGGACGACGACGACCGCGUGGCGCUCAACACCCUCAGCCUGGCAGGACUGGACAGCACAGCCUACCCGCACACAGACCCCGGGGACGUCGUCCACUGCCCCGAGAUCCGCGACCUGCUGACACCCCGUGACAGCCCGCUGCUGUGCCACGACAACUUCGGCGGCGGCUUUGUGGACGACGACGACCGCGUGGCGCUCAACACCCUCAGCCUGGCAGGACUGGACAGCACAGGCGCCACAGACAUGUGUGUGGACCUGCCCGAGUCAGGCAUCCUCACAAGCACAGACGCCGAAGAGGCGGCGGGGGCGGCAGCAGCAGCAGCAGCAGCAGGCGGCAGCAGGGGCCAGAAGCAGCAGCAGCGGAGCGGCAGUAGCACCAGCGGCAGUAGCACCAGCGGCAGUGGCAUCAGUGGCAGUAGCAGCAGCGGCAGUAGCAGCAGCGGCAGUGGCGGCGCGCGGCACUGGUGGCGGGAUGACGUCACGCCGCCAUCUCCUCAGGCGGCGGCGGGGGCGGCUUACGGAUCGUACGGGUCGGGAUCCGACAUGACUGACCCGGCGGCGCCACCCAACGGUAUUACCCGAAUGCCCGCCCGACCGCCUGCAAACCCUCCGCAGCAGCCUCAGCCUGGAGGCGGCAGUAGCGGCAGUAGUAGCGGCAGUAGCAGCACGCCCUUCAAGGUAUACAGCCCCUCCACGCCCUCGCACGGACGCCAGCCGCCCUCACGCCCCGCCGCCGCCGCCGCCGCCGCCUCCCGCACCUACGCCGAGUUCCAGUCGGCGCCGCCACCGCCGCCCAUGCCCGAGGCCGGGGCGGCGGCGCUGCACAACGUGAGCACGCUGGGCGACCGGCUGUGUGUGGCUCUGCCGGCCUGGGCGGUGCGCGCCGGCCCCCGCGCCGCCAUCUGGUGGGACCCCGCCGCCGUGAACGCCGCGGUGAUCAACUGCGGCGGCAUUUGCCCGGGCGUGAACGACGUCAUACAGGGCAUUGUUCACCGCCUGACGGACUACGGCGUUCCCGAGGGCCAGAUUUUGGGCAUAUGCGACGGCUUUGCCGGCUUCGACCCGCGCCACCCCGCCAAGCCGCGUGUGCUUACGCGGGCGGCGGUGGAGGGGGCGCACCUGCGCGGGGGCAGCCUGCUGGGGACGAGCAGGGGCUGGGCUGACCUGGGAGUGGUCAUGUCCAAGCUGGAGAUGUGGGGGCUCAACAUGGUGUUCGUGGUGGGGGGGGACGGAGGGCUGAGGGCGGCGCAGCUGCUGUCGGAGCACUGCCGAGCUCGGCGCCUGCCCACGUGUGUGGUGGGCGUGCCCAAGUCCAUUGAGAACGACAUACUGCUGGUGAAGGAGGCGGAGGGGGGGCAGAAGAAGGGGGACACUGUGGACCGCACGUUUGGGUUUGACACGGCCGUGCAGGAGGUGCAGCGGCCCCUGCUGGCAGCCAAGGUCGAGGCGAGCAGCAUCCGCGGCGGUGUGGGUCUGGUCAAGGUGGUGGGGCGGCAGAGCGGAUUCCUGGCUAUGCAGGGCUCCAUCGCCAGCGGUGUGGUGGACGUGUGCCUCAUACCCGAGGUGUCCUUCACAAUGGACGGCCCACACGGCUUGUUGGCAUACCUGGCGGGGGUGCUGGCAGCCAAGGGUCACGCGGUGGUGUGUGUGGCUGAGGGUGCGGGCCAGGACCUCAUGACUCAGCAGCCUGUGACGCCCACACCCGCGGCGGCGGCGGCGGCCGCGGCUGGUGGCGGCGGGCUGGGCGGCGGCGGCGGUGUGGGCAAGGACCCCUCGGGCAACCCCGUCCUCCGGGACAUUGGCGUGUACCUACGCACACGCAUCAAGAUGCACUUCAGGGACGCAGUGGAGGUGAGCGGGAGGAGGAAGGGGAGGUGGAUGUUUGUGUGUGCGUCCGGCGCGGUGACGGCGCCGGUGGCGGCGUCGCGGGUGACGGCGGUGAUGACGGCGUUGCCCCACGACAUGAGCGUCACCUCCUCGCCCUCGCUGAUGGCGGCGGCGUCAGCCUGCUCCAGCCACAGCGUGCGGCCGCGCGUGACGGCCUUCUUGCCGGCGGGCGGGUACUUGAGGUGGCGCGGCACCGUGACCACCUCGGGCGGCGAGGGGCCGUCCUCCAGCGUCAGCAGCACCUUGCCCUCCACGUCCACGGCCGUGUGGCGAGGGCACACCGGGUCAAUCAGCUUCUUGUUGAUGGUCCAGAUCUUGUCCCACUCCUGCGGUGGCGGCGGGUGUGUGCGCAGGGGGCGCAGGAAGCGGGUUCAGUGAUUUGAAACACGUGGGAUUCUAUUAGGCCACGCCCAGACCUGCAAAGGGCACUAGGCAUAGAGUCUCUGGACGC
Chlamydomonas reinhardtii is the source of this 3641-nucleotide messenger RNA. RefSeq lists its product as uncharacterized. Gene Ontology annotation, cellular component: cytoplasm. Gene Ontology annotation, biological process: fructose 6-phosphate metabolic process; glycolytic process. Bases 581 to 3568 code for a protein of 995 amino acids. The record is from RefSeq and is a predicted model, not a curated record. Lineage: Eukaryota; Viridiplantae; Chlorophyta; Chlorophyceae; Chlamydomonadales; Chlamydomonadaceae. Gene Ontology annotation, molecular function: 6-phosphofructokinase activity. The transcript has 17 exons.